CUUUCUGCCCGGUGCUGGUUGUGAUACGAGUCACUGAGAGAUUUGACGAGUGUCGAGAUAUCGUGUUCAUUGAAAAUAGAAUCCUUAGUUUUUAAGGGACAUGUUUAGUGUCCUCUGGUAACCAAUACUAAGAUGAGUGAUGAUAUGUUUGACCCUGAAAAAUUUGUUCUUGCUAUGGAUGUUGGCACAAUGAAUGUUCGUUGUCACAUCUAUGAUAAAUAUGCUAAUAUCAGAGGGGAAGGACAUGGCGUAAUGAAGCUGCAGUUUCCAUACCAUGGGUGGGUUGAACUUGAGCCAGGUGUUUUGUGGAAAACUUUUAUUGAAGUUAUGAAAGACGGGAUACAAAGUGCUGGAGUAAAACCUGAUCAGAUUGCUUGUAUUGGAAUAAGCACACAUAGGGGAACAUUUACAAAUUGGGACAGAGAGUCGGGACGGCCAUUUCAUAAUUUCAUCACAUGGAAGGAUAUUAGAUCAGAAAGUUUAUGUAAAAUGUGGAACAACUCUUUGAAGAUGAAGUUUUUAAGAAGAGGGGCUAAGUUUUUGCACUUUAUCACCAGAAGAAAACGCUUUUUGGCAGCGAGUAAAUUACAUUUUCGGUCAGGAAUGGUUGUUAUGAGAUUGCUUUGGAUAUUACAGCAUAUUUCAAAGCUUAAAGAAAGAGCAGUGGAGGGACAAGCUAUGUUUGGAACAUUGGACACUUGGUUGUUAUGGAAACUUACAGGAGGCAAAGUUCAUGUCACUGACAGCUCAUGUGCUUCAAUUAGUGGAAUGUAUGACCCAUUUCAGUGUAUUCUAGUUUCUGAACAUGCCAAGGACAAUUUGUUUGUUAAGUUUUGA
Messenger RNA from Limulus polyphemus (Atlantic horseshoe crab), 837 nucleotides. Its product is annotated as putative glycerol kinase 5. Lineage: Eukaryota; Metazoa; Arthropoda; Merostomata; Xiphosura; Limulidae. The record is from RefSeq and is a predicted model, not a curated record. Bases 133 to 837 code for a protein of 234 amino acids. Gene Ontology annotation, cellular component: mitochondrion. Gene Ontology annotation, molecular function: glycerol kinase activity. The transcript has 9 exons. Gene Ontology annotation, biological process: glycerol-3-phosphate biosynthetic process; triglyceride metabolic process; glycerol metabolic process.